This is a messenger RNA of Morone saxatilis (striped sea-bass), 1587 nucleotides long. It is a transcript of the gene gemin8, whose product is annotated as gem (nuclear organelle) associated protein 8. The record is from RefSeq and is a predicted model, not a curated record. Bases 159 to 758 code for a protein of 199 amino acids. Gene Ontology annotation, cellular component: SMN complex. Gene Ontology annotation, biological process: spliceosomal snRNP assembly. The transcript has 4 exons. NCBI's taxonomy places the organism in Eukaryota, Metazoa, Chordata, Actinopteri, Moronidae.
UGGGUGGCGCCACUUAGCCAGCAUUUACGUUGCUCUGCCCCAAAGGCUGCUGGGUAAAUUGUCUCUGAGGAAGCAGCAUGAGCCGAUAAACAAGUUGACAUCACACAGAAGUAGCAGAGUUAGCAGAGACAUUCAGUGAGCUGCAGGCAUCUCCAGUCAUGGAGGACAUAAGCACUGUGAUGUCCUGGUUUUCCAGCCCUGUAUACAGCCGCUACUGGCAGCACUACCAGCAGGCGAUGGCCUGGCACCAGAGACACAGGCGUGCCUACCGAAAGGCCUUGGAGGCUGCCUACGGCCCCGGCUACUGCCUGGAGCAGCAUCCCAGCAGCCACCGGCGCUACGCGGACUGGCACGGCAGAGAGCGUGGCAGGAAAGAUGAAGAAGAAGAGGAGGAGAGCAGCUCGGACAGCGAGAUCGAGUGCGACGUGAGCAACAUGGAGAUCAGCGAGGAGCUUCGGCAGUACUUCGCCCAGACGGAGAAACACAGAGAGGAGCUGAAGAAGCAGCAGCAGAUGGAGGCCGAGCAGCACGACAGCUACGUGCCGGCCGACCAGGACAUGCACGCCGUCUCCUGGCGAAGCAGCGCGGCUCCUCCCUUCGAGAGACCGGGCGAGAGACGCGGGGCCGAGAUGAAGAAGCUGUACGGCGAGGAUGCGGCCAAGAUCCUGGCCAUGGAGGCGGCGAUGCAGCUCACGUUCGACAGAAACUGUGACCUCAAACAGCCCAAGUACUGGCCCGUCAUCCCGCUGAAACUGUAACGGCGGCGGGCAGAGCGGUCGGUUUGGAGGAAAUCCCUCUGAUCUCUGAUCUCAGGGUGCCGUUGUAAUGGAUGGAGGGCUGUCCACACUUCUAAUGUGGAACUAAUGGUUUGGGUUGGCUGAGGGGUUGGAAGUUAUUUUAAGCACAAAAAGAUGUAAAUGUCACCAACCUGUCAGCUGCUGCCCCACAUGGAAACUUAUUUUCAAUGUACACAAAAUGUUGGAUUUGUUGUAACUUUACACUUCUACAUAACUUACUUUUAACUCUGUGAACUGUAUGGGCUCUGUAUGGGAUCCACAGCUCCUCCGUCAUGUUUCCAAAUCAUCUCUCCUGCGUUUGAGGUCAAAGGGGAAGCUGCCAUCAGUGCGUGGUGUCCGGUCAUGACAUGCUGGUUUUGAUAAAUACAUGGGGGAAAAAAAUAUUUAUACAUAAACAACUUAUGCCUGCAUGUUUCCACCUAAUCUGUUUAUGUUUACCCUCGAGCUUGGUGAUGUUACAUGCUGCAGUAGCUCCUCUUAUGCCUGUCAACUCGGUUUAACCACAGAAACACUGUCGACCCCCUCCCCCCGCUCAAAUUUUUAGAAGCGUUCCCGCAUGGCUGCUUCUGAUAUUCCACUUUUCAGCGCACAUGAAGAGUGAUUUGUUGUUGUUGCUUCUAAACUGUGCCUCUCCAAUUCUGACAUUUCAUCAGGUUCAAAGGCGUCGGUUCGGUUUCUCAGGAGGGACGUUGACUAUUCUCUUUUAUAUGGCGCUCGCACCAGUAGACUGAGCGAUGUGUGUUUUAAUAUGAAUUCUGUUUGUAAUAAAGUAUUUUAUGUUUGGAUAAAA